Messenger RNA from Paramecium sonneborni, 1334 nucleotides. NCBI's taxonomy places the organism in Eukaryota, Ciliophora, Oligohymenophorea, Peniculida, Parameciidae. The record is from the annotation of a GenBank genome assembly.
AUGUUGUUAAUAUUAGCAUUCCUGAUAAUUAAUAUAUACUCCUAAUUUACUAAAAAAGUAACAGUUCCAGUUGUAGAUACAAAUGAUACAACAGCUGUUUCUGAAAACAUUUAAAUUAGAAGUACCAGAAUUUAUUCAGGUUUCGAAUAUAUAAAUGAAUAUUAGAUCCAAAUAAAGAUGCUUGUAUGUGUGAUCAAAUUAUUAAUAUAUGUGAUUCUUAAUGUUGUUGUGAUGUUAGAUGUACUGAAGCUUUGAUUACAGAAUGGACAGAUUUAGGGAAAUGUUUGAAUUCAAAUUUAGAAAGUGAUUAUUAUUACCCAGAAUGUGGAAAUCUUGUAAACGAUUUAAAUGUCUUUGAUGACAAAUAUCAUUUCAAUCAAAUUAAUGAUAUUUUAUGCAGUGCAGUCUAAAGAUUACCUUAUGCAGGUAUAUAUGCUAAUAUUGAUGAUACACAAACAUAAACAGCUAAUUAUAUGAGUUUUGAUAUUGUAAGUGCUGGAAGUAUAUUAUUCACUCUAGCUACCAAUCCUCAAUAUAUUGAUCCUAAAAUUAAAUAAUAUUCUGGAAAUCCUGGAUAUAUAAAAGGAAAACCUCUUAUGGUUGGAAAAUCAAAUGGAGAUGGUUUCAAUCUCAUUUGGUAUCAAUAAUUAAGAAUUUAUGCUUGGUAAAAAAAUGGUUAUUGCAGUACAGGAACAAGUGAUUACAAUAAUCAAAUUUAUAAAGUUAUCAAUUUUGGAGAGGAUGUAAUAACUUAUCUAAAUUAGCUUGUCUUAAGUUGUUCCCUUGAAUCUACUGUUACUUUAGAUAAAUACUGUUCUAGUGGAAUCAAUUAUGAAAUUAUGAAGGCUCUUAAAGACAAUUCUGGAGCCUUUUAUUAUAUUGGAAAAUGGGGUUCAUCAAACAAUAAUAGAACUAAUGACUGGAUAUAAAUUAAUACGACAUAAAUAGAAAAUAUUACAUCCGCAUGUACUUUACCUACAGAAUAACAACUAACUAUUAUUUAUUAAAAAGUUGGAUUUAUGGGAGACUUGUAAAAUACAAUAAUUUCAGCCAAUCUUACUAAUAUUCCUAUAAAGUAAAUUAUUAAUUUAUAUAAAUCUUUAGUAAUGUUGCUGGCUUCAAUGUAAAUUAAGUACAAUUAACUUUAAGAGUUAAAUUCAUUGAACUUAUUGAUUCUGAACUAAACCCAAAUAUUGAAAAAUCUUUAAGAGAUACCAUUACUCCUUAUGUUAAAGUAAAUUAAGAUAUUUAUAUUUUAGAAAAUAUUUUUGCCUUUCACUUUUUCAAAGAAUCUAUUCGGAUUUGGAGUGAUUUUAAUUUUCUUCUUCAUAUGA